AUGAGGGAAAUCUCAACCAGUGCGGAUGGGACACCAUGGCUGAUCGGAGGGGACUUCAACACGAUAUUAUCACUUGGAGAUAGAACUGGGAGUGAUACCAACCGGCAGGCCGAGAUGCUUGAUUUUGCAGAAACCAUUGAAGAUUGCCAACUCCUCGACUCAGGGUAUGAUGGUGCGGAGUAUACUUGGGCCAAGAAUGGGCUGUUCGAAAGGCUGGACAGGAUGUUUGUUAGCGAGGCAUGGACAAGAGGUUUUGAGGCAACGAGGGUGACUAACCUCCCACGAGUCUCCUCGCACCACGGUCCAGUCCUUGCUAGGUGCAAGAUGGGGAGAACUCCAUCCGGAGGUAGCUCCUUCCGCUUCCAAAAUAUGUGGGUUCGACAUGACGAUUUUAAGAAACUAAUGCAAGACACUUGGGAGCAAUCGACGGGAGCGACCGGACUCCUCAACCUCCAAAUCAAAUUAUCACGGACUAAGAAGGCCCUAAAAGGCUGGAAUAAAGAGGUAUUUGGUAACAUUCAUGCCAACCUCAAAAGCAUGGAAGACAAAAUUGCUAAAGAUCAAGUCGGGUUUGAGGAGUACCCAACCCCCCGGAACAGGUCAGAGAUCAACAAGAGCAUAGCCGAAUACAUUCUUCUUCUUAUAAUGGAGGAGGACUUCUGGCGUCAAAAGGCGGCAUUGAGGUGGCUUGCGGAGGGUGACAAGAACACGAGAUUUUACCAAAGUUGGGUGAAACAGAAGAGUGUCAGGCGCGCAUUCACUCGGUCCAAGCAAAUGGUCGGGAGAUUGUGA
Salvia splendens (bonfire salvia) is the source of this 792-nucleotide messenger RNA. RefSeq lists its product as uncharacterized. The transcript has a single exon. Gene Ontology annotation, molecular function: catalytic activity. The record is from RefSeq and is a predicted model, not a curated record. Bases 1 to 792 code for a protein of 263 amino acids. Lineage: Eukaryota; Viridiplantae; Streptophyta; Magnoliopsida; Lamiales; Lamiaceae.